AAGUGGGUGAAACGCGCUGUGACAAAGAUGGCGUCCGUGAUGGAGGACGAGGUCUUCAAGGCUUUCACCACUCAUGCUGUGAUCGUCCUGGUGAAGGUGUUGCUGAUGGGACCUUUGACCUCUGUCUACCGCUUCUCCAGAGGGGCCUUUGCUAAUGAGGAGGAUGUGGCCUUGAAGUCUGGAGAGGAGAAGAAGAAGCUGCUGAGGACUCAUCCCGAUGUGGAGCGAGUGAGAAGAUGCCACCAGAACGACCUGGAGACGGUGGUGCCCUUCGUGCUGGUGGGCCUGCUCUACGCCCUGACCGGCCCCCCGCUGUCCUCCGCCCAGCUGCACUUCCGCCUCUUCAGCGGCGCCCGGCUCUUCCACAGCGUGGCGUACGUGGGCGCCCUGCCGCAGCCCUGCCGGGCGCUGUCCUGGAUGCUGGGCAGGGGCGUCAUCUCCAUGGCCUACAGGGUGCUGCAGACCGUCCUGGUCCUGUAGAGACCGGCAGACCCGCAGUCCUGGUCCUGGAGAGACCAGCAGACCCCCCGCUGGGAGUAACCUGCAGCUGUUUGUGCCGUUAUUGCUGAUAAUCAGAAUUUUGAACUUUGUGACACAGCUUAUUGUACUGCAACACUC
Salarias fasciatus (jewelled blenny) is the source of this 618-nucleotide messenger RNA. RefSeq names its product microsomal glutathione S-transferase 1.2 (gene mgst1.2). Gene Ontology annotation, molecular function: glutathione transferase activity. Gene Ontology annotation, cellular component: mitochondrion; membrane. Lineage: Eukaryota; Metazoa; Chordata; Actinopteri; Blenniiformes; Blenniidae. The record is from RefSeq and is a predicted model, not a curated record.